AGUGUGGAGUUGUAUAAAUGCUGGAGCCGCUGCUCUUUGCUUUCCGAGUCCUGCUGGACUUUGUACGAGGAGCAGUUUUUAAGAAGUAAAAAGAAGAGGGUUUUAGACACAGGUGAGGCAUCGAAAGAAAGGAGAUCACAGAGUGCGCUUUAGCCCCAGUUGCAAUGGAGGACAGUGACCACGAGCAUUCCUCUUCAUCAGAUGAACAAGACUCCUGUCCAGCUUCCCCUAAUCAGAGCAGACACCAUGAUCAUGAUCACCAUGAACAGCCCUCAAGCCAUUCAGAUGACUCAGAAGUGGAAAACAUUAUGCAGGACCCUCAGCAUCAUGGUGGGCACGGUCUCCGCCAUCACAAGCAUCACCACCAUCAUGACCCCGAGGCUCAUGAUGCGGACAGGCAGGCCGAGGGCAAUGACCGCCCCCACACCCCGUCAUAUUUGCGGCCCCCCGUGGCCGGCAGGGCCCAGUCAGAUUCGGGUUCAGACUCCGGUUUGCCACAAAGCCGAAGCGUGGAGUUUGACUUGCCGUCCCCCGUCAGUCCCUCCAGGCCAAAGAGCCCCUGGGUUCGAUUUGACCCAUACGACAGUAGCGAGGACCAGGACAAGGAGUACGUGGGUUUCGCAACGCUGCCAAACCAGGUGCACCGCAAGUCUGUCAAGAAAGGAUUUGACUUCACGCUCAUGGUAGCAGGUGAAUCUGGCCUGGGAAAGUCCACCCUGGUCAACAGUCUGUUUCUCACAGAUCUGUACAAAGAUAGGAAGCUGCUCAAUGCAGAAGAGAGAAUCACACAAACGGUAGAAAUCACCAAACACACGGUGGAUAUAGAGGAGAAAGGUGUCAAAUUGAAACUCACCAUUGUGGAUACCCCUGGGUUUGGGGACGCUGUGAACAACACUGAAUGCUGGAAGUCAGUGGCUGACUACAUUGACCAGCAGUUCGAGCAGUACUUCAGGGAUGAGAGUGGCCUCAAUCGCAAGAACAUCCAGGACAACCGCGUACACUGCUGCCUCUAUUUCAUCUCACCCUUCGGUCACGGCCUCCGACCUCUGGAUGUGGAAUUUAUGAAGGCUCUCCAUGAGAAGGUCAACAUUGUCCCAGUCUUGGCCAAAGCAGACACACUCACCCCUGGUGAAGUGAAGAAAAAGAAAAUUAAGAUCAGAGAGGAGAUUGAGCAGUAUGGUAUAAAGAUAUACCAGUUCCCCGACUGCGACUCUGAUGAAGAUGAAGAUUUCAAGCAACAAGACCAUGAGCUGAAGGAAAGCAUCCCCUUUGCAGUAAUAGGCAGCAACACCGUGGUGGAGGCCAAAGGGAAGAGGGUGCGAGGCCGUCUGUACCCCUGGGGCAUUGUAGAAGUGGAAAACCCAGCACACUGCGAUUUCGUGAAGCUGAGGAACAUGCUCGUUCGCACGCACAUGCAAGAUCUCAAGGACGUGACCCGAGAGACUCACUACGAGAACUACAGAGCUCAGUGCAUCCAGAGCAUGACCCGCAUGGUCGUCAAGGAGCGCAACCGCAAUAAGCUAACCCGGGAGAGCGGCACAGACUUCCCCAUCCCAGUGGUGCCCGGAGUGGCCGAGACCGAGACGGAAAAGCUCAUCAGAGAGAAAGAUGAGGAGGUACGGCACGCCGACCACGAACUGGAGUCGCAUCACGACCACGAGCAUGACUCUGCCCACAAUUUUGAUCACCACGAGCACUCAGACCGUCAGCCCAGCCCAGAGAGGCACUCAGAUCACAAAGGCGAUGAAGCUCUCUGAGUAUCUUUAGCUCACAGAUGAUGUGUUUACCCAAAAACUUUUUUUCUAAGUCCAGUCAGAUCACGUUUUGUGAAACUCACAAGAAAACAGUCUCAUAAACAGGAACUGGUUUAAUUAUAGAGUAAACCUGUAGCCUUUUGGAGCUUUAAACUGUGACUAGGAAAAGAGAUUGCCCCUUACACUCUCUGGAAGCACCAGGAUGUUUAUAACCACGCCAUCAUCCAGAGUUUCAGGAUGAACCUUCUCAGGAUUAAAGAAAGAAAAGCUUAAUGUAACAUGUGUUCCUGCACCUGAGCUCAUAACAUCUGACCAUGGCAGGUCAGAGAAGGUGGGAAGGAUAAUGAUGGGAAAGUGUUAAGACUGACAGAAAAACCUUGUUAGUGGGUAUUUAAAGGGCUACAUACUGUGCAAUACUGUGAUGCUUAGUGGAAGUAAAGUAGCAUAAAAAAGUAGGGAAAUUUGUGUUUGGUUGAUUGCUUCUUUGUUGUAACAAUGCUUCCAGGUAGUAAACCUUGUAUCCUUAUAUCUUAUGCAUUUGUCAGUCAAGCAGCAGAGUUGAGCCCAUGAAAAACUUCCCUGCCAAUGCCAAACAGCUAUGAUAUUGACUCUUGUUUGGUGUAAUUUAAUGGAUUAGAUUAUUUAAGUCUGAAGAAACAAAACAUACUUUAAUUGUUUAAUACAACCCCAAUGACCUGGCACCCUCCUCCUCAUGGUCACAUCCUGUUCUUCAAUCAGCAUUUGUCCCAAAUCAGCCAAUGUUAUGUUGGUCAUUAUGGCCCAAGCUGAUCCCACAAACAUGCCACUUACAGGUUUUUGGGAUCAGGGGUAAGGUCAGGAUGGAAGGUGGGCCAUUUCAUCCUCUCCACUCCCAAAAUCUGGAGGUAGUCUCUGAUAAACCCUUCUCUGUGGGGGUGGGGGGAUUGUCAUCUUAGAGAAUAGAGUUCAGUCCCAGACUGUAGAGAGAUGGCCAUUGGCUGCAAAAUCUCAUCUCGAAAUCUCUCUGCAUCGACCUUGCCUGCAGUGAUGACAAGCCUUGUUUUUCCUGUGAGCAACAAUCUGGACAUAACAGUCCUCCACAUGUUUAGGUCCCACCGCACAUGUUGCAGACACUGGUGCAAAGGAGCCUGAUG
Molecule: messenger RNA, 2887 nt
Organism: Pundamilia nyererei
Lineage: Eukaryota; Metazoa; Chordata; Actinopteri; Cichliformes; Cichlidae
Product: septin-5-like
Exons: 12
Coding region: 165-1757 (530 amino acids)
Molecular function (GO): GTP binding
Source: RefSeq, a predicted model, not a curated record